CGCGCGUGUAUCAGCCCGCCGGGCGCUCUUUUUUCUCUCCCACGGGGUCGGGGGGUGGGGGGGGAGGCGCACGCAGAGAGGGGACGGGCAUCCAUCCCUCCUCCUCGUCCGCUGAUGCCACCUGCCCUCCCCUGCCGGCGGCCUCGCCCGCAGCGCGGCGGGACCCGUUAGGAGCGAGCGGCGGCGGCAGGAACAGCGCGGCAGAGGCGGCAGGAUGGCGGACACGGACCUAUUUAUGGAAUGUGAGGAGGAGGAGCUGGAGCCAUGGCAGAAAAUCAGUGAUGUGAUUGAAGAUUCUGUUGUUGAGGAUUAUAAUUCAGUUGAUAAAACUGCUACGGCUGGCAACCCCCUGGUGCAGCAGAGCGGGCAGCCGCUCAUCCUCGCCCAGAACCCCACCUCGGGCCUGGGCACGAUGGUCACGCAGCCAGUCCUGCGGCCUGUGCAGAUCAUGCAGAAUGCCAACCACGUCACCAACUCCCCGGUGCCCAGCCAGCCCAUCUUCAUAACCACCCAGGGGUUUCCUGUGAGGAACGUGCGGCCUGUACAGAACACGAUGAACCAAGUGGGGAUUGUUCUGAACGUGCAGCAAGGGCAGACAGUUCGGCCCAUCACCCUCGUCCCAGCCCCAGGUACCCAGUUCGUUAAACCAGCGGUUGGCGUUCCUCAGGUGUUCUCUCAGAUGGCCCAGGUGAGACCCGGUACAACCAUGCCGGUCCGACCCACCACCAACACUUUCACUACGGUCAUUCCGGCCACGCUCACCAUCCGGAGCACUGUUCCGCAGUCCCAGGCACAACAGCAAAGUAAGUCCACUCCCAGCACCUCCACAACUCCUACUGCGACGCAGCCAGCAGCACUGGGACAGUUAACUGUGCCGCAGCCAGGGCAGGCCAGUCAAGCUACUAACCCCAAAUUAGUGAGUAUCGCAAGCUUUGUGACGGUGAAGAGACCCGGAGUGAGUGGUGAGAACAGCAACGAGGUUGCAAAGCUGGUGAACACCCUGAACACUGUUCCCUCAUUAGGACAGAGCCCUGGCCCACUGGUGGUUUCCAACAGCAGCCCUGUGCAUGGAUCCCAGAGAUCCAGUGUGUCAGAGUCAUCGUCGUCGUCGUCAUCAAAAGUCAGUUCAUCUCCUAUUCCCACCUUUGAUUUGCAAGACAGUGGCAGAAAGGUCUGCCCAAGGUGUGACGCGCAGUUCCGAGUCACUGAAGCUUUAAGAGGACACAUGUGUUACUGCUGCCCUGAAAUGGUUGAAUUCCUCAAGAAAAGAAAACCUGUAGAAUCUGAACCAAAUAGUCAAUCUGCAAAGCCUCCCUCUCCAGAAAAAAUAGCUAUUGCUUCACCUCCCUCUUCCACCCCUAUCCCUGCGCUGUCCCCGCCUGCUAAAGCUCCGGAGCUGAGUGAAAGCAUAGUUGACUCAUCCCAAAGUAAGCUCAUUAUGUUGGUGGAUGAUUUCUACUACGGCAGAGACGGUGGCAAAGUGAGCCAGCUGCUGAACUUCCCCAAGGUUCCAACUUCCUUCAGGUGUCCGCAUUGCACCAAGAGGCUAAAGAACAACAUACGAUUCAUGAACCACAUGAAACACCACGUUGAGCUGGACCAGCAGAAUGGGGAGGUUGACGUCCACACCAUCUGCCAGCAUUGUUACCGGCAGUUCUCCACGCCAUUCCAGCUGCAGUGCCACCUGGAGAAUGUCCACAGCCCCUACGAGUCCACUACAAAAUGCAAGAUCUGUGAGUGGGCGUUUGAGAGCGAGCCAAUGUUCCUGCAGCACAUGAAGGACACCCACAAGCCCGGCGAGAUGCCCUACGUUUGUCAGGUCUGCCAGUACCGUUCCUCGCUCUAUUCUGAGGUGGACAGCCAUUUCCGAAUGAUCCACGAAGACACGCGGCACCUGCUCUGCCCCUACUGCCUCAAAGUCUUCAAGAAUGGCAACGCCUUCCAGCAGCACUUCAUGAGGCACCAGAAGAAGAGCGUUUAUCACUGCAACAAAUGCAGACUCCAGUUCCUGUUUGCCAAGGAUAAAAUUGAACACAAGCUGCAGCACCACAAAACUUUCCGAAAGCCCAAACAGUUAGAAGGAUUGAAACCUGGAACCAAGGUUACGAUCAGGGCGUCCAGAGGGCAGCCGCGGACAGUGCCGAUAUCCUCCAAUGACAUGGCGCAGGGCGCUGGGCAUGAAUCCGCUCCGCUAUCGUCUACAGAUCCCCAGCCCAUCUUCCUGUACCCACCCGUCCAGAGGAACGUCCAGAAGAGAGCGGUCAAAAAAAUGAGCGUCCUAGGCAGGCAGACUUGUCUGGAGUGCAGCUUUGAAAUCCCCGACUUCCCGAACCACUUCCCUACCUACGUGCACUGCUCGCUGUGUCGCUACAGCACUUGCUGCUCUCGAGCUUACGCCAACCACAUGAUCAACAACCACGUUCCGCGGAAGAGUCCCAAAUACCUGUCUCUGUUUAAGAACUACACUGCCUGUGGUGUGAAGCUGUCCUGUUCCUCCUGUCUCUUUGUGACAUCCGAGGGUGACGCAAUGGCCAAACACCUGGUCUUCAAUCCGUCACAUGAGUUCAGCAACAUUAUUUUCCGAGCGCCUGCUUGGAUGUCACAUUCCAGGCACGUCCAGCCCCAGGACAAGAGCGUGAAGAACACUUGCCCUGCGUAUUCCCCAAGUAAAGCUGCUACUGUGAAAACAAAGCCUGUGUUGCCAGCAAAAGAUGACCUGGAGGCCGAGCUGGCCCCUGCGGCCUACGAGAGGCCCCUGCUCUGCCCGGAGGAGGAGUGUUUACACGUUGGUGCUCCGGAGGAUGAGCAGCCAACCAAGGAGCCCGAGCCAGCGAGCAGAAAGGAGCAGCUCUCAGUUAAAAAGCUGCGGGUCGUACUGUUUGCUUUGUGCUGCAGCACGGAACAAGCUGCGGAGCAUUUCCGGAACCCGCAGCGGCGGAUCAAACGCUGGCUGCGAAAGUUUCAGGCUUUCCAAGAAGAGAACUUGGCGUCCCUGUCGGAGGGCAAGUACCUCAGCCUGGAGGCUGAGGAGAAGCUGGCAGAGUGGGUCCUGAUGCAACGGGAGCAGCAGCUGCCCGUGAACGAGGAGACACUCUUCCAGAAAGCCACCAAGAUCGGGCGAUCCCUGGAAGGUGGCUUCAAGAUCUCCUACGAGUGGGCGGUGCGGUUCAUGCUGCGGCACAACCUCAGCACGCACACACGGCGGGCGGUGGCCCACCCGCUUCCCAAGGACGUGGAGGACAAUGCCAGCUGCUUCAUUGAGUUUGUGCAGCGGCAGAUCCACACUCAGGACCUGCCCCUCUCCAUGAUCGCGGCCAUUGAUGAAAUCUCUCUCUUCCUCGACGUGGAGGUGCUGAGCAGCGAUGACCGAAAGGAAAACGCUCUGCAGACGGUGGGGACUGGGGAGCCUUGGUGCGACGUCGUCCUCACCAUCCUCGCUGACGGAAGCGUUCUCCCAACGCUGGUCUUCUACAGGGGGCGUGUACAGCAGCCCGCCAACGUGCCGGAAUCCGUCGUGUUGGAAGCAAAGGAGAACGGAUACAGCGACGACGAAGUCAUGGAGUUGUGGUCCUCCAGAGUGUGGCAGAAGCACACGGAGUGCCAGAACAGCAAGGGCAUGCUGGUGCUGGAUUGCCACCGAACGCACCUCUCAGAAGAGGUACUUUCCGUGCUGAGCGCAUCCAGCACUCUGCCGGCUGUGGUCCCCGCCGGCUGCAGCUCCAAAAUCCAACCGCUGGACGUUUGUAUAAACAGGACUGUGAAAAACUUCUUGCAUAAAAAAUGGAAGGAGCAAGCCAAGGAGAUGGCGGACUCCACCUGCGACUCGGACAUUCUCCUCCAGCUGGUGCUGUGCUGGCUGGCGGAGGUGCUGCAGGUGAUCAGUGACUCCCCGGAGCUGGUGCAGCAGUCCUUCCUGGUGGCCAGCGUGUUGCCGGGGCCAGACGGCACAGCCAACUCACCCACGCGCAACGGCGACAUGCAGGAGGAGCUGAUCGCCUCCCUGGAGGAGCAGCUGAAGCUGAACGGGGAGCAGCUGGAGGAGGCGGCGGCCGCCGGCCCAGAUCGGACCCAGGCCGAGGAGUCAGCGAACCCAGAAAUCCUCCACCAGCUCUUCGAGGGGGAGAGCGAGACUGAGUCCUUCUACGGCUUCGAGGAUGCCGAUUUGGAUCUGAUGGAAAUGUGAGCACUGACCCUGCGCCCUGGGAUCCAGAAAGGGUUAUUUUUUAAAUAAAUGUUGGCUGAGACCAUUAUUCCCUGUGGAUUUGUGGGUGUAGGAAAUUGGUAGGCGAUCACUCCGAUCA
Molecule: messenger RNA, 4301 nt
Organism: Cuculus canorus (common cuckoo)
Lineage: Eukaryota; Metazoa; Chordata; Aves; Cuculiformes; Cuculidae
Gene: POGZ
Product: pogo transposable element derived with ZNF domain
Exons: 18
Coding region: 215-4183 (1322 amino acids)
Biological process (GO): regulation of DNA-templated transcription
Molecular function (GO): DNA-binding transcription factor activity, RNA polymerase II-specific; RNA polymerase II cis-regulatory region sequence-specific DNA binding
Source: RefSeq, a predicted model, not a curated record